This is a messenger RNA of Lytechinus variegatus (green sea urchin), 2585 nucleotides long. It is a transcript of the gene tbl2, whose product is annotated as transducin beta-like protein 2. Lineage: Eukaryota; Metazoa; Echinodermata; Echinoidea; Temnopleuroida; Toxopneustidae. Gene Ontology annotation, biological process: endoplasmic reticulum unfolded protein response. Gene Ontology annotation, cellular component: endoplasmic reticulum. The record is from RefSeq and is a predicted model, not a curated record. Gene Ontology annotation, molecular function: protein binding. The transcript is spliced from 12 exons. The coding region runs from base 77 to 1456 and encodes 459 amino acids.
AACGUCUUUUCGUCGUGAUCUUCAGUUUAUUUUGUGAAACGUUCGCAACUUCGCAGUCAGAAGAAAAGUUAAAGAAAUGUCUAAUGAGCAAGAAGUUAUGGAGAAGGGUGCCACCGCACCCUUUUCCGUAGUCAUAAUAACUCUUUCUCUUGGAGCUAUAAUUUUGUUAUUGAUGAUUGUAUGCGGAGCGGGCAGAGGAAAACCAGAAGAAGAAGAAAUCGAGACUAAUGAGAAGAAACCUAAAGAGAAGAAACCAACCCAAGGGACCAAGAAGCAAACAAAAUCUGGUAACCAUGGCAAUAAGAAGUCAUCACAGAAGGCAUUUACUCAUCCUCUCCUAGCUUCCUCACUCAAGGAACACAGUCACAAUGUUCUCGAUCUGGAUUUCAGUAUCAAUGGCAAAUAUGUUGCUUCGUGUUCUGAAGAUAGGACCGUUCGUGUUUGGAGCGUUAAAGAAUUCAAAGAGAAAGAACACAAAUGUGUUAGAGGAAAUGUGGAAUACGAUCAUGCUACAAAUAUCAAGUUCAGUCCAGACUGCAAGUCUUUCAUCACAAGCAUCACCAAUGGCAAUUGCAUUCGUGUUUUUAAACUUGGUAAAAAGGAAGACAGCUCAUCAGCUCAAAUUACUCCUGUUCUUGACUUUCCCAAGAGUCGUGAUCAAGAUAUAUUGAGUAUUGGCGUAGGGUCCAAUGCAUCAGGUAGCUUCAUCAUGGUGGCAUACAGAGAUACUACAAUACAGAUCUGGAAUACAAAAGGAGAAGUACUAACUUCACUGGAUACACAUCAUAUGAACAACAAUUAUGCAGCUGUUUCCCCAUGUGGUCGAUUUGUAGCAUCCUGUGGCUUUACACCAGAUGUAAAGGUGUGGGAAGUGAUGUUUACCAAAGGUGGUGAUUUCAAUGAGGUUAGGAGAGCAAUGGAGUUGAAAGGUCAUAAGGCAAGCGUCUAUUACUUCUCUUUCAAUCUUGACUCGUCAAGAAUGGCUACGGUGUCUAAAGAUGGCACAUGGAAACUGUGGGAUACAGAUGUUGAGUAUGCCAAGCAGCAGGAUCCAUACCUCCUCCUGACGGGUCAGUACCCCCACUCCGGCCCUUGCCUCAUUGCCCUGUCUCCUGAUGCCUACAGUGUAGCUAUUGCUCAGGGCACUGAGAUAUGGCUGUACAGCGCCGAUGGUAAACAAGAAGAAGAGCACUUCCAAGAUGUACACUCACAGAGUAUCUCCAAACUAGGCUUUGAUCCCAGUGGGAAGUAUCUUGUAUCAACUGGUGACCGCUUCAUUCGAAUCUUCCACAACAUCAUUGGUUUAAAGGCACUUGUCUCUGAUCUAGAAGGAAAACUAAAAAAGACAACGUCGGGAGCCAUGAAGGAGAGACUCAACUUUCAGAUCAAGUCAACCAGUGCUGAUAUUGAUGCCAUCUUGAAUAUAAAACCACCUGCAACUCCACCUGCGACAUGACACAGACAGUCCAGAGGGGAAUCCCUGUAGAUCAUAGUGAGGUCAUUGGGGAAUUUCCCUUCCAGCAGGUGCCUUCAAAGGCUUUCAUGACAUUCUCUAAUAGUUUACUUCUAGUUUUGCUUUUUAUUUUUCUUUAGAUUUAGAAUGUUAAACAAUUUUUAGUGAAGGUUUUUGGUAGUACUUAGAAUCAAAUAGGGUUUAAUAUAAAAAGUGUUAGAAACAUCAGAUUAUGUUUUUAGAAGAUAUUAGUAAUUGGUGGUAAGCCACCAACAGAGCUGGCAACUCCUUUCUGUUGCAAUAUAUAAAUUGUUGUGGGGAGGGUUGUCAAAAUAUUUCAGAUUUCAUGGAAAUGGUGUUGUGAAAUCUGUUGCAAAAGAGGUGAACAUGAUUGUGGUACACUGUAACUACUGUCUGGGCUCUCAAAGUAUUACAAGGUCGACUGUUUUAUGCAAGUCAGUUAUCCCUGGAAAUUUUCAGACCAACAACUUCAGCAAAAAGCAACAAAGUAGCAAAGGAUAGACAGACAUGUGAACUUUAACAAAGAUUCCAUGUUCUAAUCUUGUUGCUUUUCUUUUCAAUGAAAUUUGUUUUAUCCCCAAAGGAAUACUGCAAGCUGUUUGUAUAGCUGAAAAUAUAAUUUUCAUAAGCUAUUCAAAUUUACCCACUUGUAUUUCUUAUCAAAUCUCUCAGGUUCGAUCACCUUUCAGGGCCCUAAGUGUCAAAUAUCAAUUGUUAAAUUUUUUAUUCAUGAUUGUUAUUGAAGUUCAAUAACUAUGAAUAAGAAUAUGACAGUUCAUUUUAAGUAUUGAUCACUUCUCUAUAGGUUACAGGGCCCAGGGAUGAAAUUGUUUGCUUUACCCCAAAAUGCAUAUCUCAAACUUAAUCUGUGGUACUAGAAGGUGAUCUCCUAAUUUGAAUAUGCUACUCUUUACAACUCAUGCUUGUGUAUUGUUAUUAGUCAUUCACUGCAGAACAAAAUGCAUCCCUUAGAACAGGGAGCAUGCUAUUAACCCUAAUAAUCUGAGGGGGGGUGGGUUUGGCUGGACGUUAUGGCCCCCUUGACAAUUUUUGUGAUAAAUGUGCUCGCGAAAAAAAAAUUGACGAACACCUAGGUACACACUUACGGAAA